Cololabis saira (Pacific saury) is the source of this 694-nucleotide messenger RNA. RefSeq names its product anterior gradient 1 (gene agr1). The transcript is spliced from 8 exons. Gene Ontology annotation, cellular component: endoplasmic reticulum. Lineage: Eukaryota; Metazoa; Chordata; Actinopteri; Beloniformes; Belonidae. Bases 119 to 604 code for a protein of 161 amino acids. The record is from RefSeq and is a predicted model, not a curated record.
UGUUCUGUUAUACCUGUUUGGCAAGUUAAUUUCAAAGAAAACUUGACGAUAGAAAGUGCAAGUGGAAGCGUAGGUGCAUUUGUUUGUUGCUACCUGCUGCUGACAAGAAGGGAAAGAGAUGCUUCGCUGGUUUGUCCUCGUGUUGUCCAUCAGCAUCUGUGCUGCUGCCGAAGAUCCGAAGAAGAGAGUGAAUCUUCAGACCUUGGCAAAAGGAUGGGGAAUUGGUAUUACCUGGGUCCAAAGUUAUGAGAAUGGACUAUCGGACAUGGUCAAGAGUCAGAAACCUCUGAUGGUCAUUCAUCAUCAAGACAACUGCCCAUACAGUCAAGCACUAAAGACCGCGUUUGGUGCUGAUAGGACCAUCCAGAAAAUGGCCAAAGAGGACUUCAUCAUGCUCAACGUGGUGGAGGAGACUCAGGAUCCGAAUCUGGCACCUGAUGGCUAUUAUGUUCCCAGAAUCCUCUUCGUUGAUCCAUCGAUGACUGUGCGUACAGACAUUACUGGAAAGUACCAGAACCGCCUCUACGCCUACGAACCGGCUGACAUGGAGCAGUUGGCUUUAAACAUGAUGAGAGCCAAGGUGUUGCUACACCCUGAACUCUGAUGAGGCUCUGCAUCUCCACGUUGCAGCUUCUCAGAUCUCUGCUCUGAAGUUCUCUACUGCUCUUUAAUAAAACUAAAAUUAAAGAGAAAA